UGAGUAAAGCAGAUUGGGAAUAGUAGACUGCAGACAGAGACAGAGGGGACAGAAAAUCUAAUACAAAAAGAAGAGAGUUUAGAAAAAGAAAAGUUAGAACACAGGAACCUGAGCAAUACUAUAGGAGAAGAGGACUGCUUCUUCUUUGUGUGUAUUGUUGUGAGUGCGAGGAUGGCUGGAGUACGGCGAUGCAUGUUGGCAGUGGCGGUGUUGAUGUGUUUGUGUCUGUGGGGAUCCACUGAGGCCGCAGGGGGGGCUAGGAGUCGACCACGACCCCAAAGACGACCUCCCAAGAAACCAAAGGUCGAGCCUAUCGACUUGACCCCAGCUGCACAGAACAUAGACAUACAACAGAUGACAGGAACGUGGUACCUGCUAAACACGGCCUCCAAAUGCUCUUACCUGAUAAAUCAUGGAACCAAGGUGGAGCCCACGGUCAUGACCCUCACGCGUUCCACCGCCUCUGACCAAACGCUGUCUGUAAGCACAAAAACACGACAUAAUCACCAAUGUUGGGAGAUAUUACAGGUCUACCAUCUGACACCAACCCCAGGCAAACUAACACUUAAAGGAGCUAAUCCUGAGCUGAACACUGAGAUAGCGAUCGGGGAGAUGGACAACAACUAUGCGAUCAUGUACUACCAGAAAAGGGGCAAGAUCACCAUGAAACUCUACGGAAGGUCUGUUGACAAUCUGUCCGAGCCUAUGUUGACCAAGUUUGAGCAGCUUGCUGAAACACAGGGCUUGGGACUGGCAUACCUCUUCCCCUUCCCCACCUACAGUCACUGUGGUGCUGUGGACCAGGACCAUGUCAUCAACUGUGUCCCCACAUGCUGAGGAGGCAGACAGAUCCAACCUUGCAGUGUUCGACGGUUCUCAAGCGAAUAUCUGAAUAUUGUAUCAUUUACAAAUGUGCAGUGAGAAAGUUGUUUCGCACCAUGGUUUAAAAACAGUAAAACUUUAAAUGUUACCAGUUACAGAUAAAUAAAGCAAAAUGGAGCAAAAUCA
This is a messenger RNA of Sebastes umbrosus (honeycomb rockfish), 1008 nucleotides long. RefSeq names its product complement component 8, gamma polypeptide (gene c8g). Lineage: Eukaryota; Metazoa; Chordata; Actinopteri; Perciformes; Sebastidae. The record is from RefSeq and is a predicted model, not a curated record. The transcript has 7 exons. Bases 172 to 837 code for a protein of 221 amino acids. Gene Ontology annotation, cellular component: membrane attack complex. Gene Ontology annotation, biological process: complement activation.